GUCACGUGUAAUAACCGUCUAAUAUAACGCCGUUAACAGUCACCUACAAAAAACCAGCGUUAUAUAAGCAAAACGAUUUUUCUUCCUCCUUCACUCAUCAUUAUCAGAUCCAUUCAUCAGCAACACAACUUUAAAGCUAUGAUGCCUUCUAGGUCGGCGACAACAACAGAAGCCCCGACGACGACGGGAACAACGUCGUCGUAUUGGUGUUACAGUUGCACGCGUUUCAUCAGUGUUUCAACCGGCCAAGACGCUAACUCCGGCUACCUCUUGUGUCCUUAUUGCAACGGUGGUUUCAUCGAAGAGGUUGAAGAUUCUUCCGCUGCAGAAGCACCAGCGACGACUCCUGUGUCUCAGAUCGAAGAUAGUCAUAGAUCUGUAAUCAGACGGCGGAGAUCCAACCGCCGCACUUCGUUUAACCCGGUAAUCGUCUUACACGGUGGAGCCGGCGGGGAGAGAGUUGAGAACGAGGAAGGAGAUAGUAGAGAUCGACGCCCUUAUGAAUUCUAUUACGACGAUGGAUCCGGUUCGGGUCUUAGGCCGCUUCCGGAUUCUGUAUCCGAGAUCUUGAUGGGAUCUGGAUUCGAGAGGUUGCUUGAGCAAUUGAGCCAGAUCGAAGCGUCGGGUAACGGAAUCGGUAGAUCAGGGAACCCUCCGGCGUCGAAAUCAGCGAUUGAAUCUUUACCUCGAGUUGAGAUCGGAGAAUGUCACACCAAAGCGGAGGCGAAUUGCGCUGUGUGCACGGAGGUUUUCGAGGCUGGAGUGGAAGGGCGUGAGAUGCCGUGUAAACACAUUUUUCACGGCGAUUGCAUCGUUCCUUGGCUUUCGAUACGGAACUCCUGCCCUGUUUGUCGAUUCGAAUUGCCUUCGGACCCGAUUCAAAGGAGUAACGAGGAAGAACACGCCGUUGGGAUGACGAUCUGGAGACUUCCCGGCGGUGGAUUCGCUGUUGGAAGGUUUAACGCGGCGAUGAGAGAAGAGGAGAGGGUUUUGCCGGUGGUGUUGACGGAAGUGGACGGUGGUGGGCUAGGGAGUAACGAGGGCCCGAGACGAAUCUCGUGGGUUAGGGAUCACGGGACACCGGAGAUUAGCAGAAACGGUGCUCGCUCCGGUAAUGGAGGUAGAUUGAGGAGAGCAGCUCGGGGAAUGGUUUCCUUCAUGCGGAGGAUGAGACCAAAUCGUGGCUCCUCUUCUCCGUCUAUUAAUUUGAAUACAGACGGCGAACAUAGGGUUAUGAAUCGGUCGACGUCGUUGAUUAGAAGAUUUUUCUGAGUUGAUGGAGAAAUCAUCGAUCAGGGUCUAGGGAAAAAAAUGUUCAAAUUUUGGUAUUGUUUGAUUCAACAACGUAUAUAAUUUUUAGAAGAACGACUGGAACCUGAUAGUACUUUUUGUCUUCUCCUUCGUUAUUCGAUUAACUUUUUACGUCGGAAACAAAAUGUCAAAUUCAUCUCCUCUAUUAAUUAAUAUAAACUAGGCGAAUAGGGUAAGUUUGUUUUGUUGAUACAUUAUAGUGAUGAUUGUUUGUUUGGUUUUUAGUUUUUGGCUUUUGAUUUUUAGAUUUUACUUUUGCCGUAGAUUUUAGUUUUCUGAAAAAAAAUGAAUGGUGAGUUAGUUUUUUUAUUUUAAUUUCUUAGAUGAUAUUAAUAGAUAAAAUAAUAACCAUUUUUGUUUUUGUUUUUCAAAAUUAAUUUUUAUCCAAUCAAGAUUUUGGUUUUGCUUUUGGUUUUUGUAAAAAUCAUUUUUUUGUCAAUCAAGUUUUUUGAUAAAUAGAUUGCCUAAAAUGUAGAGAAACUGGUUUUCCAAAAUUCUAAUCACUUUACGAAGAGAAACCAAAAACUCAUUUUUGUUGGUUUUAACAAUAAAAGAUUUUUUUUUUCUUUUUAUCAAAAAGUGGUACAUUUUAAUUAGCUAAUAACUAAAUAUUAAUACUUUAUAAAGAUAAAUGUCUAAUAAAUUUUUGGUACAAAAUAUAUUAUUUAAACAAUAAUGUGUAAUCAUUUAUUUAUGUUUCAUGUCAAAAUAAUUUUCUAUACUUA
Molecule: messenger RNA, 2036 nt
Organism: Eruca vesicaria subsp. sativa (arugula)
Lineage: Eukaryota; Viridiplantae; Streptophyta; Magnoliopsida; Brassicales; Brassicaceae
Source: the annotation of a GenBank genome assembly